GUAUCGUAAUCCAUAAUUCAUAGCAAACAUGUUAAUUAUGGAAGCUCUCUUCAUUCUGGCGGUGGUGACGACACUGCACACAUCACCAAUUUGCUUUUUUUUCUGUGACAUCCCGUUAUCUGGUGACAACGUACAAUGGCAAUCGAAUUGUAAAUGUUUCGUGAACGCUCAUGUCAACGUACCUACAAAUUUACAUCAGAAACACAAUUUAUAUAAAUUUUUAUUACGAGGCAACCUAUUAAAAAUCAAAUCAGACGGUCGUCAUGAACACUUUUCUCACGAAUAUGACAAAAGUAAGGUAAAUAUGAAAACGCAUUACAAAAAAAAAAUGUACUCUGCAAUAGAAAACAAUGUUAAGCGUUAUAAACGUAGUAUUGAAUUGUCUCACAAAUUAAAAAAAAAACACAUUGAGGUAAAUACCUCGGAAACAAAAAACAAUUAUGAACGAAAAAUAAUAGGUUAUGUAUCUAUACACGCUUUAAUUCUUGCAACAGUAAGCGGUACAGCUAAAUCACCCAAGAAAACGCUAACAAGUAAACAAGCGAAUACUAGAGAAUUUGAUAAAUACUAUGAAACCAAUGACAUUUUACAUACAGAUAAAUAUGGAAUCAAAAAUACAGGAACGAUGAUGAGCUUGAAAUUCACUAUCGGUUUCGAUAAUAUAAAUGAUUCAACAACUUUUAGUGACACGGGCAAUAUUCUGCCUUCUGAAAGUGUUACACCAAGCCUUAAGGAUAGGAAAAUAAUUUUAACCACGGAUGAAUUAUUAAAAAAUAUCAACGAUGAUAAAAAUAAAUCUGUCGUGCCAACAGAAAAUGUUACGAGAUUAGAAUUAAAAAAAGACUUAACGAAUGUAACAGAAGCUUAUCAUGACAUAUCUUUUCGAAAUAUAAAAAAUAAGAAAAAUAUUGAAAUUAAUGAAGGUAACAGAAAAUUUUAUGAGAAUCUAAAAUAUAUAGAAAAUAAUCAAAAUUAUACCUCGCCAGUAGCUACAAACACCAAAAGAGACAACACGACAGUAAAAAAACUUAAUGAACCAUUAAACUGUACAUCACAUCUAAAAGAUAACACUAAAAAUUGUAUUUUUAAUUCGAACAACACUACAGUAGCUAUACCAAAUAUGAAUAUAACGGAACAAUUUAGGAAUACUAUAAACAAUACUUUACAAAAGAAGUUUAAUAAUGUUUUUAAUACUAGUGACAUUACAUUGACGACAAAAAUCGAAGAUAUUUAUGAUUUUCAUAAUAAUCACCCACAAAUACUUAAUAAAACAGAUUUAAGAAGUAAAAUUAUAGACCCUACAAAUGAAGAGAAUAAACAAUUAAGCACAAACAAUCGUGAAGAAACAUUUUCAGUAGCAAAAAGCUAUAUUACUAAUAUAUCACUUUUACUUCCAAACCUUACGCUUACGACAAAAUAUAACAAACAUCUGAAUAUUAACAAAACUGCUAAUAUUUUUCACAACACUGUAAGUCCGUAUAAAGAAAAACCUAUAAUGAUCAAUAAUAAUGAUGUUAUUACUGUUUUGGCGAAUGCCAUAAAAAAUAGUUCCAACGAAAUAAAUAUUAAUUCCUCUAAUAACUCAUCUAUAAUUAUUGACAUUCCAAAAAUAAAUAAUAGCAACCGUGCUCAAUACCAGGAGGGUGAAAUACCCGUCAUAAGAAUAUUAAGUCAUGAAUUUCCAAAUGAUACUGUUAUCAGUGUAAUUAAUGGUACUGAAAUUUUACCAAAUAAAGAUUUUAUAACAUAUGAAAACAAUAUGCGAAAAUCAGAUCAAAAUGGAACCAAAAAAAUAUCUCAUAACAUUAAUAGCUUGUCACUUCUACAGACGAAGAAUGAAGAAAGGACCUCAAACUAUCUUUUAGAUGAUAAGUUGAUACCAUUUAAUGGAAGUAUUGUAGGUAGACUGUACUUUAUUACUGACCAUAAAACAAUACCUGCAUUAUUUGUACAAAAAACUAAUGGAGACGUACAUUUAGGCUUAAAUAUAUCAAAUAUUUGUAAAAAAACUAAUUGUUCAAAGUUAUAAAAAAAAUUGCUGCUCUAAAAAUUUCUUGUUAGUUGUUUUAGAAAUAUAUUUAUG
Messenger RNA from Vanessa atalanta (red admiral), 2083 nucleotides. RefSeq names its product probable cyclin-dependent serine/threonine-protein kinase DDB_G0292550. The transcript is spliced from 2 exons. The record is from RefSeq and is a predicted model, not a curated record. NCBI's taxonomy places the organism in Eukaryota, Metazoa, Arthropoda, Insecta, Lepidoptera, Nymphalidae. The coding region runs from base 29 to 2029 and encodes 666 amino acids.